Strongylocentrotus purpuratus (purple sea urchin) is the source of this 2955-nucleotide messenger RNA. RefSeq lists its product as uncharacterized. Gene Ontology annotation, cellular component: membrane. The record is from RefSeq and is a predicted model, not a curated record. Bases 127 to 1803 code for a protein of 558 amino acids. NCBI's taxonomy places the organism in Eukaryota, Metazoa, Echinodermata, Echinoidea, Camarodonta, Strongylocentrotidae. The transcript is spliced from 8 exons.
GUCAAAGACGGACGAGGAAAUCAGAAAUCCAACAAAUAUUUUCGUAUUUUAUGGCACAGUUCAUCAACUGAUGAAGAUAGAUCCAUUUCUGGAGGUCUCCUAUGAUAAUAUUUGUCAGCCUGGAAGAUGACGAACCGUUCGGAUGAUGGCAACAACACUGUCUAUCGUGGUUGUGUAUCACAGACCAUUCACGUGACAGGUGUAUUGCACAUUGUUGCUGGAGCUCUGUGUAUAGUGUUUGGUAUUUCAGCCAUCAUUCUCCGAGCCAAGGUCUCGUACCUAGGCCUCCCCAUCUGGGGAGGGUUACUGAUCUUCAUGGUAACUGGGUCAAUAGGUGUUGCUAAUUACUUCAAUCCUACGAGCAAGAAAAUUGUUAAGUACUACCUGGUGAUGUCCAGCAUUUCUGCAGUUUUCGCUUUCCUGAUGAUUAUAGCAUUUGGGAUUUUCAUCGAUAAAGAGGACCAUCCAUGGGGUACCGGUAGAUUUAUUUGUCAUCCCCUUAUGAGAUCCAUCUGUGGGAGCGAAGCGGAGUCACGUAUUGUGGUGAACGCCAUAUUGAUCUUGAUCUUUGUACUGGAGUCACUUUGCGGUGUGGUAGCAGUCAGUGUGGCCUGCUACAAGGCAUGUCAAUGCUGCCGAGACGGCUACGAUACGUGCAGGAUGUGUAGCCUGUCCAAAUUGUGCAGACUGUGCAGAGACGAUCGAGGAAACUCCAAUAUAGUCUAUUAUGCUGUCAAUAGAGGAGACACGCCCAUGAUGGCAGUACCCAAUAACCAGUCUGCUGGGCCUGUCUAUUUUGCAGGUGAAUCUUCUGGCACUUCUACUCAGCCAGGUCAAUUCAUGUAUCUUGCCCCGAGCCCCCAACACCAGUCUUUCAUGGCUCUACCAGCAGUGGCGCAACAGAACCAACCGAUCCCCAUAUUGCCACCACCCCCAAAACAUCAACAACCUUCCCAACAGCAGCAACAACAACCAGUCCUAAUACACCAGCAAUCAGGAAUGGUCCAGCUGCCUAGUGGCCUUCCAGCGGGACAAGCUGGCUUCAUCCAGGUCCAAGCACCGGGGCAGAUGCAGCCUCAGACCCAGCCAUCCCCAGAACAGGAACCUGCAUCGCAACCUCAAACCUCAGGAAUGUUCCAACAGCUCAGUGGCCUUCCAACGGGACAACCUGGCUUCAUCAAGGUCCAAGCACCGGGGCAGAUGCAGCCUCAAGGUCUUGCUCAGACCCAGCCAUCCCCAGAACAGGAACCUGCAUCGAAACCUCAAACCUCAGGAAUGUUCCAACAGUUCAGUGGCCUUCCAACAGGACAACCUGGCUUUGUCCAGGUCCAAGCCCCGGGGCAGAUGCAACCUCAAGUUCUUGCUCAGACCCAGCCAUCCUCAGAACAGGAACCAGCAUCACAACCUCAAACAUCAGGAAUGUUCCAACAGUUCAGUGGCCUUCCAACAGGACAACCUGGCUUUGUCCAAGUCCCAGCCAUGGGGCAGAUGCAGCCUCAAGGUGCUCCUCUAACCCAGCAACAGGCAUCACAUCCACAACCAGCAGGAAUGGUUGAACAGCUGAGAGGCCCUCCACAAUUUGGCUUCUUUCAGGUACGAGGCCCAGGAGGGCAGAUUCAGAUGAUCCAAGCCCCAUUAAUGUAUCCUCAGGCCAUGAUGGCUCCAACCCCUCAGCAACCUGUAGCAACUGAGGAACAGGUGCAGCAGCAACCUGUAUCAACUGAGGAACAGGUCCAACAGCAGCAAACAGCGCCCUCUAAUUCUGCUGAAGCCCAUACUGAGGAAGAAGGUGUAGCUGUAUGAGUCAGUUGUCUCAAGAAAAGCAUAUCCUCAAGUGAAAGUCUCCAAUGAUCAGUUCAGUGACCAGCCUGCUUUCAUCUGAAAAUCAACAUGACUUUGUGUGACUUGGUUUUAAAAAUACUGCAGGAAUUUUACUCAAUUUUAUAAGGUGAAUGUUUGAAAUCAUGUCUGAAGCAGUUUACUUCUUGCUAUGGUUAGUUCAGUGACCAGACUGGCUCAUUGAAAAAGUAUUUUUUUAAAGAAUUUUAAUUUAAUUAUAUUAAUUGUUUUUUAUUCAGUACUGUAAAAAAAUUUACAAGAGCUUGAUUCUCUAAAGUAGAAUUUCAUUGAUAAUGACAAGUAUGGCCUAUUAUUCAUCACUAGAAACUAGGAUGCUUGCAGAUGACAUUUAGGUCAACUGCGCAUCAAGCUAUAAUUAAACAUAAAUAAAAGCACCUCUCAGAAUCUGAGAUAUACAAGCACUUUGCCAGAAAAUUUAGCAAUAUUUUGAUAGUAUGAUUGAUUUUAAACAUGAAGGGAAGUGAGGCCUAUGCAGCUGAUUAUAAUCCUGUGCUGAGAAGCAUCGAGGGCAAGGUUAAAUGAUUUCAACUGAUUAGAUUUGGGGUUUAAGAGGGUAAAGGUUGUUGGGUCAUAACAACCUAAUGGAAACAUUAAAAACAAAAGUUACAUUUAGUUAGUUUAUUUUUCUGAUUCUUUCAUCUUGUGCUUUGUAAGUGAUAUUAAUGCAACACAUACAUUCUAAUGGAAUCAUAUUAGAAACACAGUUUCAUUAAUUUAGUUUAUUUUGUUGUUGUUUCAUUUUGUCCUUUAUAAACGAUAUUUAUGCAACACAUAUACAUGUAUUAUAGUUAGAAACACAGUUUCAUUUAUUUGAUUCAUCUUUUAUUGUUUCAUUUUUACCUUUACCUAAUUAAAACUGUACCUCUGAGCAGCUUUGUCCCUGAACAUGUGUGUACAUGUAUGUGAUUAUGUUUUUUGUGUUUCUUUUAACACUAAAUUCUUAUUCACCACAUUUUUAUACAACUCAUGAUAUUUUGACUUGAAGCAAGUUUUUAGUAUAUUUUCUAUAGAUUACAUAAAAUGUUUAAAACAUGAUAUAAGUUUGUUCAUAAUAAUGACAGUGCAAAAUUUUAUAAUCAUGAUAGUGGAUUUGAU